Molecule: messenger RNA, 2536 nt
Organism: Odocoileus virginianus texanus
Lineage: Eukaryota; Metazoa; Chordata; Mammalia; Artiodactyla; Cervidae
Gene: ACTMAP
Product: actin maturation protease
Source: RefSeq, a predicted model, not a curated record
GUUCGCUGCGGCAGCCAUUUUGCGGCAAGGGUAGGCGCGCUUUACACCCCUACCCUGUUACCACACCCGUUUUAGGGGCUCACAACGAUCUCCGAUCUGCGAGCCUUCUCCAGCCCACAAGACUUCCUGCUGCGCCCCGAUUUCAGGACUUCCUCCACAAUUAGGCUAUUUUCCCUGCCAAGUGUCCUUUUGACCUCCUGACUCAAAGGUCAGCUCUAAGGUUCCUAACGGGUCUGAGAUGCGAGGGGGUGGGAUCUAUUCUAAAUUCUCCCAGUUAUUAGCCCAGGGGUCCUAAAUCCCACGCUUUAGGUGCCUUGCCCCAGGCCUGGGCUUUCGUGUCCCAUAAUUUCCCAAGUUUCUAAACUAGCCCAGGAAUAAGAAGUUAACUCCUACUAAGCCUCACUCGUUGAGCUCUGCAUCCCAACUCUGUACCACAGAUCUGUUUGCACAUUAAAGGACCCGUUAACCCUCAGAUUCCUUGUGAUUUGCGUCAGCUUCAAUCCCUUCUCCCAAGGUUCCAGAUUUUAGCCCUGUUUUUUUUUGCAAUCCCAACUUCAGCUCCCAGAUCAGGAGCUCAGCUUUAAGACCGUCAGACUCUCCAUCCCUGUGACCACAUUUUGGAGGAUCUGUCCCCUCUCCCAUUCUCGAUCUUUCAGCCUAAGUCACAGACCCCAAAAUGAUUUCUCCAUGUUCUCCUCCUCUAGAGCCACCAAUUCCUCCUCCUGAAACCCCUGCAUCCCAGGCCCUUAAUAUCCCACUUCCUCCCCUUACCCCAAACCUCCCCGAAUUAGCUUUUCCACCCUCGAGUUUCCAGGCCCCUGUUCCCCCACCACCUCCAUUGCCGCCUCCGCCCCCCACCACCGGGUUUGCUCCCCCUCAUGUCUUCGGCCUAGAGAAGAGUCAGCUCCUGAAGGAGGCCUUGGAGAGGGCCGGCCCAGUCCCUGGGAGCAGAGAGGAUGUGAAGAGGCUCCUGAAGCUGCACAAGGACCGUUUCAGAAGUGACCUGCAGUGGAUCCUCUUCUGUGCUGACCUGCCCUCCCUCAUCCAAGAAGGCCCUCAGUGUGGGCUGGUGGCCUUGUGGAUGGCAGGCACCCUCCUGGCGCCCCCCGGCGGCACCCCUCUGGAGAGACUCGUGCAGGUGGCCAUGGAGAGAGGAUACACGGCCCAGGGGGAAAUGUUUUCAGUGGCUGACAUGGGCAGGCUGGCCCAAGAGGCACUGGGCUGCCAGGCAGAGGUGCUCUGCGGUGGCCUUGGCAGUCCCAACAGAGACCACGUCCUGCAGCACAUUGUCGCCGGACACCCCCUCCUUAUCCCCUACGACGAGGACUUCAACCACGAGCCGUGUCAGAGGAAGGGCCACAAGGCCCACUGGGCUGUGAGCGCAGGGGUCCUGCUAGGUGUGCAGCGUGUGCCCAGCCUUGGCUACUCGGAGGAUCCCGAGCUGCCAGGCCUAUUCCACCCAGUGCCCGGCACACCCCACCAGCCACCAUCCCUGCCGGAAGAAGGCUCCCCGGGGGCUGUCUACCUGCUCGCCAAGCAGGGCAAGAGUUGGCACCACCAGCUGUGGGACUAUGACCAGGUCCGGGAUAGCAACCUGCAGCUGACGGACUUCUCGCCCUCUCGGGCUGCGGAUGGCCGGGAGUACGUGGUGCCUGCCGGCGGGGUGCAGGCCGGCCUCUGUGGCCAGGCCCUGCUCCUCCGACCAUACGACUCCAGCCACUAGGCUGCUGCGGCCCCAGCUCAGCUGUGUCACCAUACACAGCGUGCCUCAGCUUCUCCUUCUGAGUGACAGCCUGAGGGGUUGGACUGGACCUCCAACCAGAGAUUCUUCAUGCAGGGUCCCCCCGAAUCCAUCCUGGGCAUCACCCCCAACUCCCCCAAGCCCACCUGCCAGUACUGAGCACCUACUCUGGGCUGGGGUUAUAGCCAGGAGCCACACAGACCAGCUGCCUCUCUGCAGGGGAAAGACUGACAACUGCUGAGACCCCAGGACUUGUCCAUCCCCCACCAUCAGUGCUGCACCCACCCAUUUCUGGAUGCCAACCACCCUCUCCCUGCACCCCUUGCUGCCUCCCAGUGUCUUCACGUCGAGCAGGGGAAGCCUUUUAAAACACGAACCAUGGACUUCCUGGCGAUCCAGUGGUCAAGACUCCGUGCUUCCAUUGCAGGGGGCACAGGUUCUGAUCCCUGGUUGGGAACGAAGAUCCUGCAUGCCACAUGGUGUGGCCAGAAACAAAAUCCAAACACAAACCACAUUUCACCACUGCCUUCCAGAAAAGCUUCCAGCACCUCUUGUAUGCUCCUCAUGCAGCAUCCUCCUGGAUACUAAACUCACCCCAGGCUCUUCCUUCUCACACUUUCUGCCACCACUGCCUGUGGUCUCAGGUGCCUGUGGUGUCCGGUCCCUGCACCCCGUCCUCCGGUACAACUCCUGAACUCCUCAGUCCUGGCUGCUUGUCAUUUCCUCAGGGAAGAGGCCCUCAGGCUCAGCACCUCUCCCACCUGUGUUCUCUCCUGAUUUAAAAAGCAAAAGCUC